UUUUUUUUUUUUUUUCGAUGAAAAACAGAAUUACUGCCAUGCUUAACUGUUGAUGUGCAAGAACUCUAAUUGGAAAUCUCAUUACGAUGAUGGAAUCUUGCAAGGCUGACAGUAGGAACCAACGUUUUGUAACGAAUGCUCGUGAAAGGGAUCGCAAUCUGAGGAAACUUUCGUUAUGCAGCGUGAAUACAGCGUACACGACCCUGAGGACAUUAAUACCUACGGAGCCUGUCGAUAGAAAACUAUCGAAAAUUGAAACGUUGAGAUUGGCGACCGGUUACAUAAGCCAUUUGCAUGCCAUUCUCGUUGCCGAGUGCACAGAGCAACCGUGUUCGAAAUUGAAAAAAAGUAGCUUCACCAUUCAUGAAACCAGGAACAACGACUGGACACAGUCGACGAAACAACUGAGGACUGAAGUUUGUAUCUUUUGUCUCGCCAUGAACAAAAAAUACGCAUCAACGUUGCCGAGUGUAUGAAGCAUGGGAUUAAAUGUCAGCUUUAAAAAAACUUGCAAGUACCGUUCUUCGAAAUCUUCUACAAAAAUUGAAAGGUGGAUUUUACAAAGCACCAUUCGAAAGAAUUGGUCUUCGAAAUUGCUUUUUCUUCGUAAUUUUGGAUACAAUCACGCGUACUGGGGAUUCUCAACAUAGCCAAAAGUACAAGUGCAAUCGCUUACAAUUUCAGCUUCAGUUAAAAGUAGGUCAUUAACCAUAAACUGAGGGUAAAAAAUUAUAUACUCCUAAUUAAUUUUUUAUGUUGGAACAAUUCUCGGGAAAAAAAUUUACUUAAAAAAAUGAGAUGUUGCGUAAAUGAGAAAAUUUCGAUGCUUAAUAUAACGCAAUUAUUGAUAACACAUAAAAUGAACAUUAAAAUUUGGCAUUUGUUUACGGAUAUUAAAAAGGAUGGAAGAUUUUUUACAAACACCUUCCAGUUUUCUUGUCAAUUCAUAUUCGCAGAGAAUAACAUAAGAAGCCUCAUUCAAAACGAACGAAUAAAUUUCCUGUCUCUGAAAGACGAGCAUUUAAAAGUUAAGUGUUUCCCCAUGAAUUAUAGUUUAUUCUAUUUUAUCCUUAUAUAGAAAAAAUUGGAACGGAAAAAAAUUAUCCUUGAGAAAAACAUUUACAAACUUUUCAAGUAAAAUUCCAUUUGUAAUUGAUUUAUCCAACGGGCUAAUACAAAUAGCCUCUUCAUCUUUUCAAAUAUAUUUCGAGUGCCUGUCGUGGUUGCUUCCAAAUAUGAGUCUGCGAUGAUGAUAAUAGUAAACAAAAAUAAAAAUAAAUGAGCAACUGCUCAAAUAUUAACGAAGCAUUUUUUAUGCAGUUUUUUUUCUUUUUACGUUCGAGACAAAAUCGCACACGUAACAGCAGCUGCAAACCGUCGUCCAUCUUCCUCUUUUCGAAUUAUCUCUUAGAAUAUUAGUAUUUCAUAUAAGUAAUGAGAAAUACAUCAUUUUUUCUUAGUCGAACACAACGCGUUUUCUUUCUUUCACAAUGAAGAUAUGAUUUAGAAAAAUAUUUGAAACAACGAAAGAAACAAGUGUUUGUAAUCACGACUGCAGAUACGAUGUAAGAUUUUGCCUGAGGUACGAGCAGUUCCGAGUAUGAGAAAACUUCAAGAUAUCAAACAAUUGCCAAAGCAGAAAAGUAAAAACUCUAUUUUUUCUACUCAAUAUUGAAAAGAUAGAUAAAAAAAUGCGUAAUCGAAAUUUCGAGGAAGCAGUACGCGGACCGUAUGAAAAAGCAAAUUUGUCGAUUCACAAAUUUUUACAUUUUUACAAUGAGGGCUAUGUUAUUUCUGCAAGAUGGAUUAAUUGAAACACAAUUUUAUGUUUUCUUGUUUUGAUUCUAUAGUUACACCGCUAUAAAAUGUUUAAUACCUAAUCGAAAAUAAUCCGCUAUGCCGUUGCGAAUUUUUUUUCACAUUGUUGCACGCCAUUUUACACACGCAUCGAAGACUACUCUCAAAACGCUUACUUCCCUUCAACUCUGACUAUAUACAAUAAUGU
Venturia canescens is the source of this 2005-nucleotide messenger RNA. Its product is annotated as basic helix-loop-helix transcription factor scleraxis-like. The transcript is spliced from 3 exons. The coding region runs from base 87 to 476 and encodes 129 amino acids. The record is from RefSeq and is a predicted model, not a curated record. Gene Ontology annotation, molecular function: RNA polymerase II transcription regulatory region sequence-specific DNA binding; protein dimerization activity; DNA-binding transcription factor activity, RNA polymerase II-specific. Lineage: Eukaryota; Metazoa; Arthropoda; Insecta; Hymenoptera; Ichneumonidae. Gene Ontology annotation, biological process: developmental process; regulation of transcription by RNA polymerase II.